This is a messenger RNA of Penaeus vannamei (Pacific white shrimp), 1224 nucleotides long. The record is from RefSeq and is a predicted model, not a curated record. Lineage: Eukaryota; Metazoa; Arthropoda; Malacostraca; Decapoda; Penaeidae.
AUGACAUUUGAGGUACAGCAGCACAGCCCUCUCAUCAAGCCUGUGGAAGUACAACCAGCCAGUGAAAUUCUCAUGCCUCCACCUACAAAGACUGUCAAGGGGAUCUUAAAGAAGACACCACAGAAAACGCCUACACGUGGUACCACACCAGGGAAAGGGACGAUUAUAGGCAGGGGCUUUGGCAAAACUACCACACCUGGGAAAAACAUCACACCUGCACUUUCUGCCCUAGGUCCUUACCAGUCCAAUUCUCUGAGAACCAGCGGUCAGUCAGUGGCUAACAAUAAGCAGAAGUUAGCAGGUCUUGGAGCAGCUCUACGGCGUACUUCAAGCUUCCUAAAGGCAAGAGGACAAAUGAGUAAUCAGGAGAAUGUUCCACCAACUCAGAGGGGGCCAUAUAGAGACACCUUGUCCUCAUCAGCAAAAUCGUUAUCACAUUUUCAGUAUAAGCCAUAGGGAUGGCAGUCAUCUUGCCUUAAUAAAAAUGUAGCUUGGGGUGAGAACACUGAAAAAAGUAAAAUACAACCAGUGAUGAAGACAGAAGAUGUUCUCAAAGAUUUCGCCAACAAACAAUGUUUUGGAUCAAAAGUUGGAGGUGGUUUUCUGCAAGAGAAAUUACAAGAGUUUUCCUUUAGUAACAGUGUAUCUCAUAGUGUCAAAGGUUUUGAAAAAGUUGUGGAAAAAAGCAUUAGUAUACAACCUUGGAGUAUGCACGCAAUGCCAUGGACACUUGGUGUGAAUAAUAGAAAAUUAUAUCCAGUGUUUGCUUACUUGCCAAAGUCUUUCUGAUCUCUCAAAUUUCUUUUUUGUAUGCUUGCAUGCACAAGGAUUUGACUGUCUUCUGUUUCCCACCGUUCUAGUGAGAGGGAAGUAAUGUAAUAAUAUAUAGUAAUGGAUGUGUUAUUGUAUUUUCUUUUCUUUUUUUAUAUGAUACUGUAAAUCAUUAAUGUAUGUUUUUAAUGUAAAUAGGAAAUCAGUUUAUAGAAAAGAUUAUUGAAAUCUUACUAGUUUUAUAUGACUUUUUUUUGUAUAAAUUUGACUGUAAAGAAUUAUCAUCAUAACCAUUUUAAAGCAAAUGAAAAUGUGUGAACCUGAAAUGGCUCAGUCCAUAGGUAUCACAUUGACUCAUUUUAUUUCACUAGAUUCACUUGUAAGUGAAAGAAAACUGUAAAUUUAUAUAUGUAUAAGGAAUAUUAAUUACUCUCUAUUCUCUUCUUUCUUUCC